UUCAUUUGUAUUUUUUUUUUCAAAGUAUCGCGAGAUUCAGCGAGAUUACUGACAGCCAACAUGUCGGACGAGUGGGACGCAGAUGAUUUUGAGCCUCCGAGUUUCAACGCUAAAGGUGUUGUCUCUGACAAAUGGGAAGGGGAAGACGAAGACCAAGACGUCAAAGAUAACUGGGAAGACAGUGAGGAGGAGAAAGAGAGAAACAAAAGUGAAGGCACAGAAGGUUCAGCUUACCAGCGGCCUAAGAAGAAAUCACUUGCAGAUAGAAUAGCCGAGAAGGAAGCUAAACGUGUGCAGCAGUUGGAGGAGGAGAAGGCACGAAAUAGAGAACCAACUGCUGAAGAAAAACUGAAUGAAAAAAUCCGAUUAAGGAAGGUUCAAGAAGCAGCUGAUUUAAAAAAUGCGCAAGAAAUAUUUGGUGUCAAGAAUGCUAAAUCAAUAGAGUCCAUGUAUCCAGAAACAGAAGAAGAAUUUAAGCUGUUUAAAGAUGCAUUAAAAACAAAAAUUACAGAAUUUGAGGCCAGCAGAAUGUAUCCUGGUUUUAUAGAAAAUUUGUUCCAAGAAUUAGCAAUUGGGUUACAGCCAGAAGACUUGAAGAAAGUAGGAACGGCACUCACUGGUAUUUACCAUGAAAAAGAAAAACAACGGAAGGAAGCUGAAAGGAAGAAAAAGAAGAAGCAGAAAGCCAUAGUGAAAGUGGAGAGGAAAGGUGAUCUAGACUUGAUAGGAGGUGUUGGGGAGUAUGACUAUGACGACGGAGAAGAUUUUAUGUAGUGCUUGCUACAGAUAUUGUGGAUCUGUACAUAUGGACAAGGUGUUGCUGAAACGUACAAGCAUCGUGCCUCCUGGACAGUUGUCCCAGCCUCAUCGGUGUGCCAGACUUCCAAAGUAAUGAAACCUUAUGUCUUGUAUUCAAGAGCAGGGCUAGAAGUCAUCAGUACAGAUUCUGUUGCUUUUGUUCUCACUAUUUUCAUAUCUAAACAUACAUGCUCGCAUGCUUGUUCAUUGUCUUGGAAUCUUGGAAACAUGAGAAUAAGCCUACCACGUGGUAUGUCCACGGGAUUACAGGGGAUAAUUCUUUGAUAGCUGUGGCCAUUUGGACCUAAACUUUCUAUUGGACUGUAUCUUUUUACAGUAUAAAUUGGGCACCCUAUGUAGCAAUUCAAAAUUUAUUCCUCUUUCAGGGCUUGGUAAAAGUUCAUAAAUUUUUUCCAAACGACAUGAUCAGUAUCAUCUUUAGCAGUUAACAGUGAUCACAGGCCAGAUUUUGGUCUCGAGAAUUUUUCCCGUUUCAGAUCGUUAUUUGUUUUUUUCUCAACAGCAUUUGAUUGUUCAAAGAAUGUAUGAUCAUACCCUGUGUUCCUGUGAAGAUACUUUGACAUGCUUUAGUAUACAUUUAUAUGCAUGAGGGAUCGCAUUUCAAAUUUCAUAUUCACAUGAUUAAGACAUAUUUUAAUAAAACAAAAUACAAAAACUGAUUGCAUUUCAUGUGAGAUAUUUUGUUGUAAUAGGAAUUGUGUAAUCCACAUGACCAACACACAUUGUGGCGGACUGAGGUGGAACCUUGACCCAUGUACAUGUCAAUUUGAACAUAUGUAAAUUACCUUGUUACAAGAUUGGCUUACUGCCGCAAUGGGGAGGACACAAUCGGCGUGUGGAAGUGAUUUCUCUGUCAUUUAAAAAAUGUAUCUGCAUGAAAUUAAUGGAAACUUCUUUCUAUGGUCAAAUACAUACAGCAGGGUUUUUUCACCUUUUCUGGAAUUUGGGUUUAUCAGUGGUGUCAGCUUUUGAUUGUUCACAGAAGAAAAUGAAUGACAUUGUUCGUGCAAUGUUCUAUCAUGCUCUGUUGGCCCACCAGUCUCCACUGGCAUAAUACAUCAGAACACAUUUCUGGCUGCUUAAACACCUGCUUGAUUAUCCUUCUGUUGAGUGAAUUUUAACGUGGAUUUUGUCAACCAAUGUCAACUUAGUGCUAAAUUUUUAAUUACUCUCUGAUGAACAAUUAAAAUUGACCUUAUAAAUAUUUAUGAUGUAAAUAAAGUCUUUUGGUAGAAACUA
This is a messenger RNA of Haliotis rufescens (red abalone), 2058 nucleotides long. RefSeq names its product eukaryotic translation initiation factor 3 subunit J-B-like. Bases 61 to 774 code for a protein of 237 amino acids. Gene Ontology annotation, cellular component: cytoplasm; eukaryotic translation initiation factor 3 complex. The record is from RefSeq and is a predicted model, not a curated record. Gene Ontology annotation, molecular function: translation initiation factor activity. The transcript has 9 exons. Lineage: Eukaryota; Metazoa; Mollusca; Gastropoda; Lepetellida; Haliotidae.